Messenger RNA from Osmerus eperlanus (European smelt), 2056 nucleotides. RefSeq names its product calcium/calmodulin dependent protein kinase II inhibitor 1 (gene camk2n1). Gene Ontology annotation, molecular function: protein kinase binding; calcium-dependent protein kinase inhibitor activity. The coding region runs from base 553 to 795 and encodes 80 amino acids. Gene Ontology annotation, biological process: negative regulation of protein kinase activity. The transcript is spliced from 2 exons. Lineage: Eukaryota; Metazoa; Chordata; Actinopteri; Osmeriformes; Osmeridae. The record is from RefSeq and is a predicted model, not a curated record.
CCUGCAAAAAUACGAAACAAAUUCCAUUUGUCGACACGUUAAUGGCUAGAAAAAUACCAGAUCCCGGCGAGUGGAACAUCCAGCCAGCGCGAGGACAACUGGAUGUUUCUCUGGGCUGCACCAGAAAAGCCCCGGCUCGCCUGCGUGACGCGCUCUCUCCCCAGGUCUCCCUGGGAUCCGUGUUUUGCAUCGUUCCCCUAUUUGCAUUUCUCAGUCAGAUUUUCCGAGCGACGGUCCAGCCGCUCGAAACCAACGGGCGUAUCACUGCUGUUCUACAAGCGACUUCAUUUCCAAAGAAAUACGCACGGAAACCGUUGGAAAUUUUGAAUAAUGUUGCCGAAUCUUGGCGAAGGGGGAAAUUGAGGAAAUUCUUUUUAAUCGCGUUUUGUUGCGCAUCAACGGAGACACGUGCCUUCGAGGUAAACAGAAAGGGCUCGCUAGAUCGUGUCAGCACGUUUAAUUUGUUUUCUCUGGUUUAUUUACCACAAAAGGGCUAGACGUCAAGACAUCUAUUUGCCUUUGUGCGCCUUGGUAGUAAAGACGCCGUUGGAAAUGUCGGAAGUGCUGCCUUUCAACGAAGAAAAAAUGAGUCAUUAUGGAAAUGAAGGCGACGAGGGACACCUUUCCUUCACCUGUCGCCUUCAAGACACCAACAACUUCUUCAGUGGCUCACAGAAUGGCAAACGCCCGCCGAAACUUGGACAAAUAGGCAGGAGCAAACGGGUUGUGAUCGAGGACGAGAACGUCGACGACACACAGAAAGAUGUACCAGAGAAGACCCCUCCAGAGGCUUAAACCAUGAUCCCCCUCAUACACACCCUUUCUUAAACCAUGACUCCCCCAUCCUCACACACACACACUUUCUUAAACCAUUACCCCCCCCCCCCCACCCCUCCAUCUCUCACACACACUCUCCCUGAAUAGACAUUAUAAUUUUUUAUUCGAUAUUAACAGUUUUAAUCCAAAGACACUGUAUAUAAGCACUUUCAUGCGGCAGCAAGCACUUCCAGACCUCCCGGUUGUGACGGUGGCCUGGUGGAGCAGAUGGGAGGAGGUGGCGGAGGGAUACCCGGGUGGCGGAGGGAUACCCGGGUGGCGGAGGGAUACCCGGGUGGCGGAGGGAUACCCGGGUGGCGGAGGGAUACCCGGGUGGGCGACUCAACCACACCGUCUCCAAACACCUCCAGAACACCUGAAGAACACAGAGGAAAGGGUUCCUGCAGUGGAGGGAAACUCAGCUACACAUAGUCAGGAAGAGGAUAGAUAGAAUAUGAAACGUUCGAUACUAAAGCACACACUAUCAAUCAAACCAUGUUACCAUGUUUUUCUGCCCUUGACUUUGACGAGUGCAAUUCAAUACGACAUAACCAAGUUUGUAAAUAUUGAAACAGUAGCCCACAUUUCCUUGCACAAGUGGAAAACAGCAAAAUGGUUAGUCACAAGCCGUCUGUAUAGAAGACAAUAUUUAUUGAUCCUUGGGAUACAUCUUUUUGCAGUACUCAAGGUCUGAGAGCGUGUGUUUUGUAUGUGGAGAAUGAAAGUGGAUUUUCCUUUUUUUACUUAUGAAUUUUGAUGUUGCCUGAGUGUUCUGUUACCAUCCUGUAGAGUGGUUUAUAUUCUGUACGACAGGAUGGUUUAUAUACUGUAUGUCAGGAUGGUUUAUAUACUGUAUGUCAGGAUGGUAAGCUUCCAAGGCCCAGGCCUGGACUGAAACUGUAUACACCCUGUUGAUAAAACUAUUUAUAUUGCAUUGCAUAUUAUCGUGUGUGCCAAAUAUCUUAGGGAGAUAUACCUGCAACUUGUUCUUUUGUGCUUUCUAUACAUUUACUGUACACUUUAUUUGUUUGGGUGCAUUGCCAUUUUUCAGGGCUCUUUCUUAACACACUAAAGUACCAGCUCAUGCAUGGCAAAAAAAACCUACUGGGAUCAUGCAUGCACAGCAAAGCGUUCUGAAAACCUUGUAUACAGCUUUGAAUGACUUCAUACUGAGUACUGUACCUAUUCACUGAUUUGUACAGUAGCCUAAUAUCUUGUAAUAAAGAUUCUGAAGACGUUA